Molecule: messenger RNA, 900 nt
Organism: Schistocerca cancellata (South American locust)
Lineage: Eukaryota; Metazoa; Arthropoda; Insecta; Orthoptera; Acrididae
Product: piggyBac transposable element-derived protein 4-like
Exons: 2
Coding region: 1-900 (299 amino acids)
Source: RefSeq, a predicted model, not a curated record
AUGCCAAUGAAACCAGUGAAGCGUGGAUAUAAAGUGUGGUGCUUAGCUGAUGCUAGUACUGGGUUCAUCAUAAAUUUCGACAUCUACACUGGAAAAAGAGAUACAAAUGAUACAUCUGAAUUUACUUUGGGUGAAGAAGUUGUGCUUACUCUAACAAAGGCAAUGGAUGGCAGCAAGAGGCUGGUAGCUUUUGACAAUUAUUUUACAACAGUACGAAUAAUGGAAGAGUUACAGUCUCAUGGACUUUAUGGCAUCGGAACUGUUCGUCCAAACAGGAAGAAUUUGCCUGAUAUGCUGAAAAAAAAUUCCAAGCUUAGCAGGGGAGAAUUCGAAUUUGCUGCCAGGUCAUGUGUUGCAGCAGUGAAGUGGCAGGAUAGUAAACCUGUUUGUAUAUUAUCAAAUUACCACAAUCACAAACACAUUACAACUGUUUUGAGAAGAAACAAAGAUGGAAGCAGAAGUGAAGUAUUCUGCCCAUUGGCUGUGGCAGAGUAUAAUAAAAUAAUGGGAGGAGUGGAUAGAUUUGAUCAGCUGCGUAAAUGGUAUGCUGUAGGCCGUCGUUCAUGGAAGUGGUGGAACAGACUUUUUUUCUUUCUUGUAGAUUUGGCAGUUGUCAAUUCCUACGUUAUGUGGAAGCUACAGAAGACAGAAGCAGACCAGCUAACAUUUAGAUUGCACUUGGCAAGGCAGCUUAUCUCUGGCUUCUCAAGUCUUAAGAGAAGAGGAAGGCCCGUUCAUUUUCAAACACCAAAAAGAGGUGUGUCUGGAGUACCAGAUGAAGUUCGUCUGGAGAAAGUUGGAACUCACUUCCCUACAAAAGAUUAUCCUGUGCACUCAAAGCGAAGGAAGUGUGAAGAACAUUAUCAAUCAAGAACAGAGCUAAAGCUGAACAUCAACUAG